Molecule: messenger RNA, 818 nt
Organism: Ornithorhynchus anatinus (platypus)
Lineage: Eukaryota; Metazoa; Chordata; Mammalia; Monotremata; Ornithorhynchidae
Product: integrin alpha-X-like
Exons: 5
Coding region: 247-504 (85 amino acids)
Source: RefSeq, a predicted model, not a curated record
CCCUCCCUGGCCAUCCUUCUCCCUAAGGCCCCGUCCCCCUGCACUGACGACUCUUCUCUCCGACCAGGACUGCCCAGUGCAGUGUGUGACUGAGACAGAAAAGCCCCGGCCCCCUGGCUUCCGAGCCUACUCCACAGAGCCCCGACCUGAACUGCUCGGUCGCCGUCUGCCGGGUUAUCCGCUGCCUCAUCACAUCCUUCCAAGUCGAGAGGAACUCACCUCACCCUCAAGGCAACUCAGCUUCGAAUGGAUGGGCCAGACGAAGCAGAAGCGGCUGUCGGUGCUGAGUUCGGCCGGCUGAUGUUUGACACGGGGCGGUACGCUCAGUUUCCUGGGCAGGAGGGAUUCCUGACAGCUCAGGCGAAGACCGUGGUGGAGCGUUACGAGGUUUACAACACCCUCCCCUCAUCGUGGGCAGCUCCGUGGGGGGGCUGGUGCUGCUGGCCCUCCUCACUGCUGGCCUGUACAAGCUUGGAUUCUUCAAGCGGCAGUACAAGGACCUGAUGACUGAAGGAGCUCCAACAGCUGGGGAGACCCCCGACAUACCCCACCCCGAGUAACUGCUGCUGUCCCCCAACUGUCCCCCAGGAGGCCCAGGCUGCUUGUCCUGGGAUCUAACCAUUAGGCUCCCCACCCCAGGGGUACCGCCCAUGACAGAAGAUGGAUGGUUGUUUACCUGUUCUGUGUUUUUCCGUAGGUGCAAUGGAGAACCCUGUGAUUGUGUGUGUGUGUGUGUGUGUGUGUGUAUUUGUACCCCUGCUAUGGGGGAUAAUGGCACCUUCUCUUCUUGCUGCUAAUAAUAACUGUUAUUACUAUUA